AUGGCGGAAAAGCAGGAUCUCGAGAAUGGCGACCCCAAGCGUGAAAGAAUUUCUUUCGCCGACGGUUGGGAUCCAGACAAGGACGAGGGCGAGUACGCCAACCUCAUUCGAUUCAUUUCUACAUACCGCGACCGUCGCUUCUCCAAAGCACCGUCUCAAGUUUCGGGUGAAGAUGCUGCAGAAGCCACUGCCAAAAAACACCCGUGGUGGAAGAAGCUCUUCGGUAUCACCGCCGGCCCUGGCGAGCUGUACCAGGUGCCUGAAGAAUGGCUCAACACCGAUAUUCACACUGGUUUGACAACCGCUGAAGUCGAAGCUCGACGCAAGAAGGUCGGCUGGAACGAGUUGACGACCGAGAAAGAGAACAUGUUGGUCAAGUUUAUCGGUUACUUUAGAGGUCCUAUUCUUUAUGUCAUGGAACUUGCUGUCUUGCUCGCUGCUGGUCUUCGGGACUGGAUCGACUUCGGUGUCAUCAUCGGUAUUUUGAUGCUUAACGCCGUUGUCGGUUGGUACCAAGAAAAGCAAGCUGCCGAUGUCGUCGCCAGUUUGAAGGGUGACAUUGCCAUGAAGGCUGAAGUCGUUCGUGAUGGUAAAAUCCAGGAAAUCAAAGCUCGUGAGCUCGUGCCCGGUGACAUUCUCAUUCUCGAAGAAGGUUCCGUCGUCGCUGGUGAAUGCCGUCUGAUCUGUGAUUUCGACAACCCGGCCGGCUUUGAGGAAUACAAGGAGAUGAUGAAUGACCCAGAGGGCUACCACUCCAAGAACCACACCGACUCUGACGAUGACGAAGAACACCACAUUGGUAGCUCAAUCGUCGCCACUGAUCAGUCUGCCAUCACUGGAGAGUCUUUGGCCGUUGACAAGUACAUGGGUGAUAUCUGUUACUACACCACUGGCUGCAAGCGCGGCAAGGCUUAUGCUGUUGUCACCGAAUCUGCUCGCGGCUCCUUCGUCGGAAAGACUGCGUCUCUUGUACAAGGUGCCAAGGACUCUGGUCACUUCAAGGCUAUCAUGGACUCUAUCGGUACGGCACUGCUUGUCCUGGUCGUCUUCUUCAUUCUCGCGGCGUGGAUUGGUGGUUUCUUCCACAACAUCGCCAUCGCCACCCCUGAGGACAGCUCGAUCAACUUGCUGCACUACGCCCUUAUUCUGUUGAUCAUCGGUGUCCCUGUCGGUCUUCCAGUCGUUACCACCACUACUUUGGCUGUCGGUGCUGCCUACCUCGCCAAGCAAAAGGCCAUUGUCCAGAAAUUGACCGCCAUCGAGUCUCUUGCUGGUGUCGAUGUCCUCUGCUCUGACAAGACCGGUACUUUGACUGCCAACCAGCUUACCAUCCGUGAACCAUAUGUCGCGGAGGGUGAAGAUGUCAACUGGCUGAUGGCUGCUGCGGCUCUCGCCUCGUCCCACAACCUGAAGGCUCUUGACCCCAUUGACAAGAUCACCAUUCUGACCCUCAAGAGAUACCCGAAGGCUCGCGAGAUCUUGCAACAAGGCUGGAAGACUGAGAAAUUUAUUCCUUUCGACCCGGUGUCCAAGCGUAUCACCACCAUUUGCACUCUCAAGGGUGAACGAUGGAUGUUCUGCAAGGGUGCUCCCAAGGCUGUCCUGUCGAUUGCCGAAUGUGACGAAGCCACGGCCAAGCACUACCGUGACACCGCUGCCGACUUCGCUCGUCGUGGAUUCCGUUCUCUCGGUGUUGCCUCCAAGCGCGGUGACGAGCCAUGGAAGAUUAUUGGCAUGUUGCCCAUGUUCGACCCUCCUCGUGAGGAUACUGCGCACACUAUCCUGGAAGCACAGAACCUCGGUCUCAGCGUCAAGAUGUUGACUGGUGAUGCCAUUGCCAUCGCCAAGGAGACUUGCAAGCUGCUCGCUUUGGGAACCAAGGUCUACAACUCUCAACGUCUCAUUGCUGGUGGUGUCGCCGGUCCUACUCAAUACGAUCUUGUCGAGAAGGCUGAUGGUUUCGCCGAAGUCUUCCCUGAGCACAAGUAUCAGGUCGUGGAAAUGCUCCAACAGCGUGGUCACUUGACUGCUAUGACUGGUGACGGUGUCAACGAUGCUCCAUCUCUGAAGAAGUCUGACUGCGGUAUUGCUGUCGAAGGUGCCACUGAAGCUGCUCAGGCCGCCGCCGAUAUCGUUUUCUUGGCUCCUGGUCUCAGCACCAUCGUCGACGCUAUUAAGGUUGCUCGUCAAAUUUUCCAGCGCAUGAAGGCAUACGUUCAAUACCGUAUCGCUCUUUGCUUGCACUUGGAACUUUACCUGACCACCUCCAUGAUCAUCAUCAACGAAACCAUCCGUACCGACUUGGUCGUCUUCUUGGCCCUGUUUGCCGAUCUUGCCACCAUCGCCGUCGCUUACGACAACGCUCACUACGAACCCCGCCCUGUCGAGUGGCAGUUGCCUAAGAUCUGGGUUAUCUCGGUCAUCCUCGGUAUACUCCUUGCCAUUUCUACCUGGAUCAUGCGUGGUACUUUCUACCUCCCAAGCGGCGGUAUGAUCCAAAACUUCGGCAACGUUCAGCUUAUGCUUUUCUUGCAAGUCUCACUGGUUGAGAACUGGCUUAUUUUCGUUACCCGUGGUGGUCAGACCUGGCCAUCCUGGAAACUGGUUGGCGCCAUCUUCAUUGUCGAUGUCCUGUCCACACUCUUCUGUGUGUUCGGCUGGCUCUCUGGCGACCCAGACGAGUUCUUCACCAAGCCCGUCGAUGUCUACUCUCGCGAUCACUACAGCGUCCAGACCUCCAUCGUCACUGUCGUUGUUAUCUGGUGUUACUCGAUUGGUGUGACCAUUGUCGUCGCCAUCGUUUACUACCUCUUGACCAGCAUGAAAUGGAUUGACAAUCUUGGUCGUUACCAACGCAGUCACGCCGAUACCACAAUGGAGAACAUCCUCGCGCAUCUUGGUCGCGUUGCUCUUGAGCACGAGACUGAUGUUCACGGCAAGUCCAAGUGGGUCUUGGGAUCAAGAUCUACUGGCGAGGAGGAAGAUGAGUAAAUGCCAUACUACCAUGGGUAGAGGUUUUAGCUUUCGGUGUCGGGCAGCAGCAGCAGGUAGCUGCCGGAAGCGCAUGAUCUUUGUUGUUAUUUCCUAAUUCGAGCUAAUGGGGGUGCCAGCUAUGGAAACAAGCGGGUGAGACUCGAACCGACCGACAAUUACCAUGUAUUGUUUUCCACAGCAGUGCCAGAACAAGAAAAAAACCAUGAAAAUGAUCCUGCUUCUUUAACGGCAAUAGAGUUGUGAUACCAUCUG
Messenger RNA from Exophiala dermatitidis NIH/UT8656, 3246 nucleotides. Its product is annotated as H+-transporting ATPase. The record is from RefSeq and is a predicted model, not a curated record. Gene Ontology annotation, biological process: regulation of intracellular pH; proton export across plasma membrane. The transcript has 4 exons. Lineage: Eukaryota; Fungi; Ascomycota; Eurotiomycetes; Chaetothyriales; Herpotrichiellaceae. Bases 1 to 2991 code for a protein of 996 amino acids. Gene Ontology annotation, cellular component: plasma membrane. Gene Ontology annotation, molecular function: P-type proton-exporting transporter activity; ATP binding; ATP hydrolysis activity.